Messenger RNA from Aspergillus glaucus CBS 516.65, 2044 nucleotides. RefSeq lists its product as uncharacterized. The coding region runs from base 249 to 1640 and encodes 463 amino acids. The transcript is spliced from 4 exons. Gene Ontology annotation, biological process: proteasome-mediated ubiquitin-dependent protein catabolic process. The record is from RefSeq and is a predicted model, not a curated record. NCBI's taxonomy places the organism in Eukaryota, Fungi, Ascomycota, Eurotiomycetes, Eurotiales, Aspergillaceae. Gene Ontology annotation, molecular function: metal ion binding; ubiquitin protein ligase activity. Gene Ontology annotation, cellular component: nucleus.
CGUGAGUGCUACUGCUGCGGCGCUUGCUCGACGGUUGUCAAGUCUCUCCUUUCGUUUAUCUUACUCCCCUGACUUCGUUCAUUCGCGUUACUUCGCUACGUUCUCUGCAACUUCUUCAGUGGGCUGCUCCGGCAUGCCCGACGUGCCUUGAUUGAUCCGAACUAUUCACAUCUAUACUCGCCCCAGCGCGGCUGAUUUUUCCCUUCGGAUAUUUUCUUUCAAGAAGGCUCCCUCGUUAAGCCUACAAAAUGCCCAAAUCAACGAGCUCCAAGACUGCCAAAAGCGCAAAUGCAAAUGGUACGGCAACCACAAAGAACUCGGAGGUAGAGUCCGGACUCCUCCAAACACUACAGGGACACGUGGACGACCUUCGACCGUUUAUACAAUGCGGAAUCUGCAUUAGACCGUUAUACGAACCCUUCACUCUCGCCUGCGGACAUACUUUCUGUUACACCUGUUUGACAUCGUGGUUUUCCGCAGGAAGGUCGAAUAAAACAUGCCCAGACUGUCGAACCCCAGUGGUAGCACAGCCGGCGCCGGCUUAUUUGGUUCGUGCGAUAGUACAGUCAUGGAUGAGCCGCGCCGAACUUCUUGAAAAAGGAGAGACCACUGCAGAUCACAUCAAGAACCAACGCGAAGAAUCCGACAAGGUUGACCAGGACAAGAAGAACGAGCAUCCACGGGAGGGAGGGUUAUUUCGAGGCGCAUUCAGACACCCACCAAUUACGCAGCCUAUUGUCGACCUUGAAGACAACGUCAUCCGCUGUCCACAAUGCGGCUGGGAACUUGAAGAUGACGUUGAAUGUGAACAUUGCGGAUAUAUUGGGGACUUAGAUUCUGACGCGGGUGAUUCACAAUGGAGUGGAACAGAGGAAAACUCGGAAAUGGCCGAUUUUCUUGACGAGGAAGCCCAGGAUGAUUUUGACGGCGCCGAUGCUUUCCAUGGCGAUCAUGGAAUAUUUGCCUCUUUCUUCCCCCCUGGAUCUUUCAGUCGUCCUUCUGAAUCCCUCGGCUGGCGCGAUACACGAGUCAUUGGCGACAGUGAAGACGAAGACCCAGAAUUACGCAAUGAGUACGAUGACACGGACAUGGAAUCUUUUAUCGACGACGAUGAGCAUGUCGAGUACGAGACUGGAUCGGACCCGACUACAGUGGUUGGCGGUCAUGGAUUCAGCACGCAGGACUACAGUAUCCAGGAUCACAGCACACAAGAUCACGAUUCGCAUACGGGUUCCGAAAUUCCGAUGACUCAAGAAGAUGGAUAUGCCAGCUUCUCCUCCAUGGACGAGGGUUCAGGAGACGAUGAAAGCGAUGAUGGCAACGAAGAAGAAGAAGAUGAUGAUGACGAUGACGAAGAUCCCAUCCGGCCACCUAUGACUGGACUACGAAGACCAGUUCCAGGGCCAAACGGCAGUUUGAGGAGAGGUACCGACGUGAGAGGGCGUCUUGGGAGUAACCAGCGCAGCACGCAUUCCAACACGGCAGGAUCAUCCACUCAUAAUACGAUUGAUAUCUCGGACGACAGUAAAGGUUCUGACAGUUCCAAUGAUCCCGACGAUUCUGACGAUUCUGACGACUCUGACGAAGGGCCAGUGGCACCGUCCAGAAGGACAAGGGGUCGAAUCAACGGAGCCUAUUGAUCUCUCGAGUCCAUUAACUUUAGCGGAUCGAUUUCACACUUCAAAUGUUGGACUGCUCCAUCAACGAAGGCUAUAGAGUUUUACGAUGAUUGGUUUGGUCAUGAUUACGGGCAGCGGGCCUCUGCGAUUCGUUCUUUUAUCCAUUCUCUUCCGGGAUUCAUCAAUACGGCGCUCGGGUAUGGCUUACAGAAAACAGCAAUUCGGCAGACAUUAUGAUUUAAGAAAACUUCACAAAUACCCCUCUUUGCAUUGUUUUGGAAUUGGAGUCUCAGCGAGGGAUUAUGGUUUGCUUUCACGGAAUGUACUUUAUGGCGUUAGUCCGAGACUAUAUCGGUAGGCGAAAAGCCUUGGCUUCAAUAUAUUAUUUAUAGACAGUGCAUCAUUGGACAUGCUUGGUAGCGUUU